AACUAAUCGCAACAGUCAGUAGAACUGUGACCCUCAAAAAUUAACAGCCCGUGGCUGUGACCCUCAAAAUAAAAAAGGAAAAUGGCAUUUGCAAACCAAAAAAUAUGUCAUUUUACUAUAUAUAUUAGUAUUGUGAAAGUUUAUUUCUUUGCCGCAGAACAAAUGUCGGAACUCAUACACAACAGCCGAAUUCUUUCCUUAUAAAAAGCCUUCUCUGUUGGCCUUCAACAAGCUCUGGAGAGAUAAACUAGCAAGGAGUUGUGAGUUUUUUUUAUAGAGAGAGAGAGAGAGAGAGAGAGAGAGAGAGAGAGAGAGAUGGGAGGGUGUGCGACUAAGCCGAAGGUCUUGAAGGAAGCGUCGGUUCCGGAGCCUGUGAAGGAGGAGAAAGCCGGUGCAGCUGAAGAACCGGUUAAGAACGAGAAGGCUGUUGUUGUCGUUAGCGUUAACGAGGAGGAGCCGGCUGAGAAGACUAAUAAGAAGGAGGAAGACGAUGAUCAUAAGGUCAAGGAGAUUGUUGACGAUGACAAAGUUGACGACCAAGAUAUCAAGCGCCGUUCUCUCAGCCACUUGUUCAAGGAGAAUGAAGUAGGGAAGGAAUCAACUGAUGGUAAACCUGCAAUGGAGCCACUAAAACAAGAAGAAUUAUCAGUGACAAAAGAACCAGCAGAUGAAUCUGAGACCAAACUUUCGGAGGUUGAAAAAUUUGAAAUUUUGGUAGAACAGACCGCCGUCCCUAACGAUGAUGCUCUCGAGAAGGCCGCCGAAACAGAGAAAACAACUGAAACGGCACGGCCAGCUGCAGAGGACAAAACUGAUGAAACAUCCGAGGACAAGAAAAUAGAAGACCCAGAUGUUGCUGAUGCUCCUAAGGAGCCUGAAACCCAAACCAAUGAGAAAACAGAAGAAAAGGCCGAAACACAGGAAGCACUUGAAACUACGGCAGCUGCAGAGGCAAAAAACGAUGAUGCAUCUGAAGGAAAGAAAAUAGAAGAGAAGGGCGAAACACAGGAAGCACUGGAAACUACGGCAGCUACAGAGACAAAAAACGAUGAUGCAUCUGAAGCAAAGAAAACAGAAGAGAAGGCCGAAACACAAGAAGCACUUGAAACUACAGCAGCUACAGAGGCAAAAAACUAUGAUGCAUCUGAAGAAAAGAAAACAGAAGUGAAGGAGAGUGUUGAAGAAAAAGCCAAUGUGUGAUGGAAAAGGUCUUCUUGGCACGAUAAUUGUCGAAAAGUGACGAUGCAUUUGCCUCUUUAUUCUACAGGGAAGGCUGCCUAGCGAUCGCAUGAUCCCAAAUAAAGAUAAGUUCAUUGGUGCAUAUAGCAACUUAUUUAGAGGCGUUGUUUGGAGUUGUUUCUUUUCCUUUUGUUACAUGUCAUUCUUCUUUCCUCCUCGGCUCUUUUCCUCCCCAUCUCGUGUUUUCUUUUUCUUUUUUCUGGUUCUUUAGUUUUUUCUUUUCUGCAUGUGGACAUAGAUGGGUAAUACUUUGUAGAGGUCUGCUUGUCUUUUUAUAAGAGGAAUGCUGUUUAAGUUUUUGCUGGCAAA
Messenger RNA from Carya illinoinensis, 1548 nucleotides. Its product is annotated as ABA-inducible protein PHV A1-like. The transcript has 2 exons. The record is from RefSeq and is a predicted model, not a curated record. Bases 316 to 1200 code for a protein of 294 amino acids. NCBI's taxonomy places the organism in Eukaryota, Viridiplantae, Streptophyta, Magnoliopsida, Fagales, Juglandaceae.